AUGACCUCAGCACAUUCUGGAAAGAGAUAUAUAAAGUCUUUGAACGAUCUCAACGAUGAAGCAGAGAUCGAAAAGGCCUUUCGACAGACAUUUCAAGAGGCACAGAGGACUGUCUCUGUACACAAAACUCAGGUGGCUAUUUUGAGGACGAUCUAUCAAAGGUGCCAAGAAAUAGGGCAUUCCGACCAAUUCAACAAUUUAUUCUGCCGACUAUUGAACAAAAUUCUACCAGUUAAGAGGAAUGAGCCUGUGGCGGACCGGAUUGUUAAGUUUGUCUCUUCUUUUACUACUGCCAUCAACCCCAGUCUCAAAAGGGAUGGCACUGAAGAAGAAUCAACAGAGAUCGAUCAGGAAGAAGAUGAUGCCUUUAGUAAUUUUAUUGCUGCUUUGACAACUCAUCUCAUGAAGGGUUUAGAUGCUUCCAACAAAAACGUUAGAUACGGGGUGUGCCAUCUAUUGUCACAUUUAAUGCAUAAUAUGUCUGUUAUUGACAAAGAUCUGUAUGAUUCACUCAGCCAGGAGCUACUUAAUCGAAUCUACGAUAAAGAGCCAAGUGUCAGAAUCAAAGCCAUUACUACCUUGGCCAGUUUUCAAGAGCCUGAUGGAACGGAAACGAUCAGUGAUGCCGCCAGAAGGAUCAAAGUCAUUAUGCAAAACGAUUUAAAUCCGGAAGUGAGGCGUGCGUGCCUCAAGCAGCUUGAGAAGAACGAAUACACCAAGCCAUACAUUUUUGAGAGAGCCCGAGAUAUCAACAGCGUGAACAGAAGGCUCAUUUUCUCCUUUGUUCUCCCCCGAUUCGGAGACUUCCGGACGAUUGGCGCCGAAGAUCGUAAUCGUCUCUUGGCCUGGGGACUCAGAGACAGAGACGAAACGGUUCGCAAGGCUGCUGUUAAAUGGCUUACCGACUCAUGGCUACCCACAUUGAACAACGAUUUACUUGAGUUCGUAGAGAGAUUGAAAGUUAUAGACAGCGAGAUUGCAGAGACUGCAUUGCGAGCCUUGGUUGAUCAUAAGCCUGAAAUCAUCAAGAAGCUGUCCUUCAAUCAGGAUGUGCUGAAAAACUUGACUAGUGAAUAUGCCUUACUUUACAGAGUGUUCUUCCAGUACUGUAACGAUAAUCAUUUGGAUGAUAUACUGGACAAGAAAUUUCCAGAAGCUGCAGAGUUUGUUGAGGUUUUACAAUUCUAUUUCAAGCAGAGAGCUGCCAAUUUGAGAAAAAUUGAAGAGCAUAAGGAGGAACUUCAACAGUCAGAGGUGACCGCAGAGAAGUUGGAAAUUAUAGACCCAGAGGAAUAUGAUUUUGUGAUUCUUCAGCUUCUCAUCAUUGCCUCUGAGUAUGAUUAUCAUGAUGAGUUUGGUCGAAGCAAUAUGCUUAAUGUUCUUAGAAGUAUUCUUUCCCAGGAGGGACUCAAUGAGAAGAUUGUUAACGUUCUCAUUCUAUGUAUCAAAAAGCUUUCUAUUAGCGAGCGUGACUUCUCCCAGAUGAUUGUGGAAAUUAUCAAUGAUAUUAGAGAUACUGCAUACGAGAAGCUUUCCAAAAGUUCCGCUGUAUCUGCUGGACAUGGGCCUGUUGACGAAUCGAUUGACCAGAAUGAUGAUGAUGAUGAUGAUGAUGAUGAUGCUGCUGCUAGUGAUAGUGAUGAUAGCAACAACGAUGACGAGUUUGUGGAUGCUGCCACCAGUCUGUCAAGGGCAUCCAUCAGAAGCGCUAACAAGUCCAGGGAGAAAGAGCUUGAAAAGGAGACCAAGCAGGUGGCUGCAUUACCAUCGCAUGUUCUUGUAGAGUGUCUCGUCAUUGCUAAGAGAAUGCUUGAAUUGGUCAAAGAGCCGUUGAGUGAUAACAUGUACUUAGAGUCGAUAUUGCAUAAUCUUAUUCGGCCAUCAUUACAGAGGAGUGAGGUUGAAAUCAGAGUUUUAUCGCUUACAUCAAUGGGACUUUGCUGCAUUCUUGACAAAGACCUCGCUAUUCGAAACAUGUUUCUUUGCGGUGUGUUUAUUACGAAGAGUGAUAAUGAUCAGUUAAUUAUGGUCGGUUUGAAAGUAAUAGCUGACUUACUUGCGGUUCACGGAGUCUCAAUUUUGGGAGUAGAUGUGGAGGGUAGUAUUGAUGCUAUGGCUGUGGCCAAGCUCUUCUAUAGAACCUUGAGAGAUAACAAAAGGAAGGAGGUGCAGGCUGUUUCUGGUGAAGCUCUCUACAAGUUAUUUCUUUCUGGGAUCAUCAACGACGAUGAAUUAUUUGAGACAACAUUGCUUGCGUACUUCAAUCCUUCUAUCAACGACAAUGAGGCAUUAAAGCAAUGCCUCUCUUUCUGCAUUCCUGUGUAUGCAUUUUCUCAUGUGGCUCAUCAGGAGCAGAUAUCACGUGUGGUUUCAGAUACCCUAUCCCGUCUUUUUGACAGUUGGAGCGAGAUGGAGGAAGAGGCGGGAACAGCAAAAACGUUGAAUCCUCAGAGUGUUAUUCAACAGAUUAUGUAUUGGACAGAUCCGUACAGAGUUGUAAACCGGGAUCCAGAAGAUGCGGAGAAGAGUUCGGUUCAGAUCGAUGUUGGCUUGCAAUUAUUGAGUGUUCUAUCUCGAUACGAUGUCAGUUCUCCGUGUAAGCCAUUUGUCAAGGCUAUCUUUACAAUGUUACCUAAACUAACAUUUACCGAGCUCGCAGGAUUGGCCAAACUCCAAGAGUUGUUGACCGCUUUAAAUAGUGACGACAUCUUGCAAGGAGACCUUGAUGAGGCGCUUAAAAAUUCAUAUUAUAGGAACUCAUAUGGGAAGUUUAAGUUAUAUGUUGAGGAGUGCGUUGAGAAGGCCAAAGAGCUGGAGAAUGUUAAAGGGGAAGCGAAAGUGGUGGAACAUAAUGGCGAAGACGAAGUCGUGGAUGAUGUUUUAAAGAGUGAUGAAUUACUUGGUCAGAGCUCAUUGAUUGCUAAUGCAUCUAGCAGUAACUCCGUGAAGCUGGAAGAGUCGGAUAUAUCAGUUUCGAAUAGUUUUGAAAAUCGGAAGAGAAACAUACAGGGCUCUGAUAAACCUUCUAAGAGAGUCAAAGGCCAGAAAGUGAAGGAAGAGGAGGUGGAAGAGGAGGUGGAAGAGGAGAAGAAAGAGGAGGUGGAUGAAGAGGGGGUGGAUGAAGAGGAGGUGGAUGAAGAGGAGGUGGAUGAAGAAGACGAAGACGAGGAAGAUGAAUACACGGAAAUUCUAGAAGAGAAAAACGCAGUUACAUCUCUACUUGAUGACGAUACUUUGGGAUGUGGUAUUCUAACGACCUAUGCUCAAGUGGCCAACAUUGCUGGUAUUCAGGGUUUGUUGGUGUAUGCCCUUACUGGUGCAGUUCCCAUCGUUUUGUUUGCGUUCUUUGGCCCUCUCAUCCGGAAAAGGUGUCCAGAUGGGUUUGUGCUUACUGAAUGGUGUUAUCAGCGGUUUGGUGUGUUUACAGGGCUCUACCUCUCAUUGUUCACUAUUCUCACCAUGUUUUUAUUCAUGGUGUCUGAGUUAACUGCCAUUAACGGAGCUAUUAAUGCUCUUACCGGAUUGGACGCAACCCCCUGUAUUGUCGUCGAAUGCGUAGUUACUACUAUUUAUACCUUUUUGGGAGGCUUUAAAGUGUCCUUCACUACAGAUACUUUCCAGGCUCUUUUUGUCUUGGUGUUACUCGUUGUCGGUGUUAUUGGUUAUGCUCUCAAUAUUCAUGUGGACUCAGAGAUUAAGCACGCCACAAAGUCUGCAAUGUUGGGCUCCAAUAAAGUGGGUUGGAUGCUUUUGUACAUCUUGUUAGUUGCCAUUAUUACCAACGAUGCUUUUAUGUCGGGAUUUUGGUUAAGGACAUUUGCUGCUAAAACAGACAAAGACCUUUUGAUUGCGUGUAGUAUUGCGUCCUUUGUCUGUGCGGUCAUCUGUACCUUGGCCGGAUUACCCGGUAUUUAUGCGGUUUGGACUGGCGAUUUGACAAUAGGUGAUGAUAAUGGCUAUAAUGCUUUUUUCAUAUUGUGUGCUUCUAUGGAAAAUUGGAUCAUUGGAGUGGUGUUGGUGUUUUCGGUGGCUUUGUCUACCUGUACCUUUGACUCUUUGCAAAGUGCCACUGCAUCUUCUAUCUCCAAUGAUAUUUUUCGUAAUAAGUUUAACGUGAUGUGGGCUAGAGUUGUUGUUGUCAUUAUCAUGGUUCCAUCUUUGGUUGUGGCCAUUGAGGCCUCGGCUAAUGUUCUUCAAAUCUACUUUAUUGCAGAUUUGGUGUCCUCUUCUGUCAUUCCAAUCAUGUUUCUUGGUCUAUGGAAUAAGAUGUACUUCCUUAGGGGCUUGGACGUCAUUGUUGGUGGUUUGGGUGCUCUCUUAGCUGUGUUUGUGUUUGGUACUAUCUACUACGGCUCAGCCAAAGAAGGUGGUAAAUUGCUACUUAUCUGGAACGGAAUUUAUUCUGCAAGUGAUUGGGGUGGUUUCGGUGCCUUUGUUAUCGCUCCAUUUGCAGGUAUUCUAUUUGGAAUGAUGUGUAGUGGUGUGCGAAUCGGUAUUCUUAGACUCUACUCGAAGCAUACUGGUCGUCCAUUCACAGCAUUGGACAAGCCCUUCAAAUUGGCCUUUGGUGUUCCUCAACAUGUGAUCGAUGCCGAUUCUGAUGACACCGUUGACGUUGAGAGGAUUACCGUAGGAGAGAAGAAGAGCAAGAAGAAGCUGUUACUUGAAUCGUUUAUCUAA
Messenger RNA from Brettanomyces nanus, 4680 nucleotides. RefSeq lists its product as uncharacterized. Gene Ontology annotation, cellular component: condensed chromosome; condensin complex; membrane. The record is from RefSeq and is a predicted model, not a curated record. Lineage: Eukaryota; Fungi; Ascomycota; Pichiomycetes; Pichiales; Pichiaceae. Gene Ontology annotation, biological process: mitotic chromosome condensation; transmembrane transport. Gene Ontology annotation, molecular function: transmembrane transporter activity. The coding region runs from base 1 to 4680 and encodes 1559 amino acids. The transcript is spliced from 2 exons.